This is a messenger RNA of Pteronotus mesoamericanus, 2829 nucleotides long. It is a transcript of the gene VGLL3, whose product is annotated as vestigial like family member 3. The transcript is spliced from 4 exons. NCBI's taxonomy places the organism in Eukaryota, Metazoa, Chordata, Mammalia, Chiroptera, Mormoopidae. The coding region runs from base 368 to 1354 and encodes 328 amino acids. Gene Ontology annotation, cellular component: nucleus. The record is from RefSeq and is a predicted model, not a curated record. Gene Ontology annotation, biological process: regulation of transcription by RNA polymerase II.
UGCAUUGUGUGGAUGCAAACCCGAGCUGCCCGACCCGGGCCAGGGCUGAGGCUCCGGCUGCCGUCGCCAGACCGGGCACUGUCAUGCCCGCGCCGCGCGGCGGGCCGCUGCGUUCUCGAGCCGCUCUAUAAGCGCGCACAAGGGGACCUCCGGAGGGGCUGAAGAUGAAGGUGCCCGCGCAUGGGCUCCCGCUGAUUGCCAACCCUUCGCGAGCCCGCGCCCCGCACGGAGCCCGCGGCCUCCGAGGACCCGCCUUCGCCGCAGUAGCAGCUGGAGCAGCGACAGAGGCGGCGGCGGCGGCGGCGCGGGUCGCGCGAGCGCGUAGACCGGCGGCGGCAGCUUGGGGGCCGCCGCUGCCCCGGCUGCCAUGAGUUGUGCGGAGGUGAUGUAUCACCCCCAGCCGUAUGGAGCGCCCCAGUAUCUGCCCAACCCUGUGGCAGCUGCAACCUGCCCCACAGCCUACUACCACCCGGCGCCCCAACCUGGCCAGCAGAAGAAGUUAGCGGUAUACAGCAAGAUGCAGGACUCUCUGGAAGUCACCCUUCCCAGCAAACAAGAGGAGGAGGAGGAGGAGGAUGAGGAGGAGGAGGAGGAGAAAGACCAGCCUGCCGAGAUGGAGUACCUUAACUCUCGCUGUGUCCUUUUCACUUAUUUCCAGGGAGACAUUGGGUCAGUAGUGGAUGAACACUUCUCAAGAGCUUUGGGCCAAGCCAGCAUCCUCCAUCCAGAAUCUGCCAUUUCAAAAAGCAAGAUGGGGCUAACCCCCCUAUGGAGAGACAGCACAGCUCUCUCAAGUCAAAGGAAUAGUUUCCCGACUUCCUUUUGGACCAGCUCUUACCAGCCCCCACCUGCACCCUGUUUGGGGGGAGUUCAUCCUGACUUUCAGGUCACUGCACCCCCUGGCACCUUUACCGCAGCCGACCCCAGUCCCUGGCCAGGACACAGCCUGCACCAGACUGGCCCAGCCCCUCCCCCUCCCGUGUCUGAGUCCUGGCACUACCCUUUGGCAUCUCAGGUGAGCCCGUCCUACAGCCACAUGCACGAUGUGUACCUGCGACACCACCACCCCCACGCUCACAUGCAUCACCGACACCACCACCACCACCACCACCCUCACCCUUCUGCCGCGUCUGCCCUGGAUUCCUCCUACGGGCCCCUGCUGAUGCCGUCAGUGCGUGCAGCCAGGAUUCCUGCUCCUCAGUGUGACGUCACAAAGACAGACCCGACGACAGUCACCACUGCUACCUCAGCGUGGGCCGGAGCCUUCCACGGGACUGUGGACAUAGUGCCAAGUGUGGGGUUUGAUACAGGUCUACAGCACCAGGACAAGAGCAAGGAAUCACCAUGGUACUGAAACACACAGUUUCAGUAAGUGAGAUUGGAGCGCACUGGGAAAAGAUGCUGCCAGGAUUUCCCAUUCUGCAAGGGGACCCAGUGGACAUGGGAGGAGAAGAAGAAGUGUCAGCCAGCUGACUUUCGUUUGGAGCCUUUUCUUGAGAAAGCAGAGUGGGUCCGAGACAUUGAAGAAAAGCAUUUUGUUUUUGUUUUUGUUUUUCCCCUCAUCUGAGCCUCUGCCAGCUGUGCAACUCUCUCUCUCUCUCUCUUUUUUGGUCUUGCUUUUAUCUUUUGAUUUUUUUUGAACCAACCAGCUUGUCAGGAAAAGAUGAACCACAAAUGAAUAUGCUCAUUCUUUCAGGAAUACAAUUUUAUAGCUCUAUGUGCAUCUAUUUUUGUAGAAAUACAGAAAGUUUGAUUUAGCAUUGAUGGGCUAUUUUUGAGGGAUGUAUUUUUUUUAGUAUUGUAAAAAUUGUUAAGUUCUGUUUAAAGAACUUGCUCUCAGAUAAGCACUGGCAAAAAUGUGUAAAAUGCUUGUCUUUAAGAUGUCUGUGAUAUGCUCUGUGCUUUCUAGGUUACCUCAAGUGUUUGAUAGUUUAUCCCUUUUUACAAAAGUAGCACCAUAGCCAAGCCAAUAUAAUAUUGUAUUUCAUUAAAUCUCAGUGAAGAUUUAACUCCUUGCUAGCUUACUUAGCUUUGAAUUAUAUGUAUAGCUUGAAAAGGAACUUUUUAAAUGACCACACUAAAAAAGAAUAUUUCAUUACAGUUCUUUGAUUUCUCCCAAAGAGUACUUGUAGGUUGAUUUAAAAAGUUUUGCAUAAACUUACAAUCAGAUGGAGUGUUUGCAUAGAGUAUGUAAUUCCCUUUCUAGUCCAUCUGACUUUGAUAAGAGAAAUCGGAGUUUAUACCAAACUGUUGGAAAAAAUGCAUUUAACCAUGGUACCUUUGAGUGCCAGUGACUUAUUUUUCUUGUUCCUAAUUUUUCAUUCAUGGCAAUUUUUAAGGUCAUAUUUUAAGUGUUUUUUUUUUUCCUGGAGGUAGUUUGAAGGGAUAAUAUUUAGGAAGGUACUAGAAUAUUACAAAGCCUUUAAUUCAAUGGCUUUUUCUGAUAAUAACCUAUCAUUACCUAUUAUCAUGAAUUGAAAACUAACAUAUAUGUAAUAUUUUAAACAUAGGUUUUUGCGAGAUUUUUUUGGUUUAAAUCUGAUUUAUGUGAUUCAAUUCUUUAUAAGAAAAAAUGUAGGGCAAAAUGAAAUUUGGAUUUAUACCACAAUAACUGAAAUUGGGUUAAUAAAUUGACUAUUUGUUGUUUGAAAUCAUUGAAAGCCUCAGAUUCAAGCUGACAUGCCCCUCAGAAUCUAAAUAAGGUGAAGGUGGCAUUAUCAGUAUGACCCUGCCAAGAAAAGAUGAGGAAAGUAGCAGUUAAUGAUAUUUUAAGGACUUUUAAUGCAAAAGUCCCUUCUUUUUUUCCUUUUUUCCAGCUCUUUUUAGAGG